AAGUGCCAACACUGCCUUACCAUAAUUUAUGCUUAAACCAAAGAAAAAAUUGGCUCCUUUUCAUGUUUCUUUUUUGCCCUUUUUCACCUUAAAAAUAGCAAAGUCCAUUAUAUUAAUUAAUAAUUCAGCUUGUCAAAACAAUCAAGUCCUCUUUUUUUUCGUGGAGAUGAUUCAGUUAUUGUUUUUGGUUCUUUUUGCUGAAGGUGUAAUGGCAUUCCUUUUAUUGGUAAAGAUUGGUCCUUUAAGAGAGCUUGUUAUAAAGAGCUUAGAUCAGUUAAAAAUGGGGAAAGGUCCUGCAACUGUGAAAACCAUUGCUGGCACCAUGUCUGCAAUCCUUUUAUCAAGUUUUAUGAGCAUUUUAAAGAUCCAAAACAAAGGUGCUAAGCUUGGUACUAUGUCACCUAUGGAUCAAGUUCUUUGGAGAACUCACUUGCUUGAAGCUUCACUCAUUGGUUUCACCCUAUUCCUUGGGUUCAUAAUUGAUCGUAUUCACCAUUACAUUAAAAAACUUAUCAGGUUGAGGAGUAGAGUCGGAUCUUCAACAGAGGAAGUCCAACGUCUUCAUGAAGAGAGAAAGCAGCUUAAAGAGAAGGAUGAUAAAGCGUCCUUGGAGAUUAAGAAACUGAAAGAAGAAAUUUCAACUCUAUCAAAAAAUUUGAAAAACCUAAAGUCUGAAUCCGAAGAGAAAGACAGAAAGAUCGAAACUGCCGAAGCACAUGUUGCCUCCCUCCAAAAACAAUCGGCUGAUUUACUACUCGAGUACGACCGGUUAUUAGAAGAUAACCAAAAUCUUCAGAAUCAAGGAAACAAGAGUUGAGGGAAAUUCCGAAGUGACUCGAAAAGAACCAUGUACUGACCUUGUCUGAACACAUGUCAACAGAGAUUAGAGUGUUGCAAUUAUCAAAAAGCAAAAUUCUGUAAAAUACGAUGACUAAUCUGUUUUUCGAGAAAAGUAAAUGGAUUAUAGAUGUUGAGAUUCAAAUCCAGGCACAUUACAAAUGUGAUUUAAUUUGAUUUGGUGUUGUUUAAAUGAUCAA
This is a messenger RNA of Gossypium arboreum, 1037 nucleotides long. RefSeq lists its product as uncharacterized. The record is from RefSeq and is a predicted model, not a curated record. The transcript is spliced from 2 exons. Gene Ontology annotation, biological process: endoplasmic reticulum to Golgi vesicle-mediated transport; intracellular protein transport. The coding region runs from base 29 to 817 and encodes 262 amino acids. Gene Ontology annotation, cellular component: endoplasmic reticulum membrane; endoplasmic reticulum. Lineage: Eukaryota; Viridiplantae; Streptophyta; Magnoliopsida; Malvales; Malvaceae.